Molecule: messenger RNA, 882 nt
Organism: Loa loa (African eye worm)
Lineage: Eukaryota; Metazoa; Nematoda; Chromadorea; Rhabditida; Onchocercidae
Exons: 7
Coding region: 1-882 (293 amino acids)
Source: RefSeq, a predicted model, not a curated record
AUGAAGAACUUACUACCAGCUGUUUUUUAUAUAUUUAGCAAAUUUGUGGUUAGAGCAGUACAAACGCCAAAUCCAUUAUUUUUUUCACCGUGUACAUUUCCAUCUCCAAUCUAUGAACCUCAUCAGUUUCGCUCGUAUUGUAAUCUGAUGCCUCAUCUUCCAUUCAUUUGUGAUUUACAUCAGCAACUUGGCGACUCUGCUUCAACAGUUAUCCUAGAAGCAUUCGAAAAGUUGAGGUCAGUGCUGGUCAGAAAUGAUUCUUCGUUCGCAUUGGGCAUACUUGUUGUACGUCAGUUGGCACCACCAACGAGUUCAUCGGUAGUCUACAGCAAUAAAUAUGAAUAUGGUUGCUUGUUUGAAGAUGAAUGCGUUUAUAUGGAUGCCGAGAAGAUACAACAGUUCGUAAUUAGUGCCCGAACUUUUAUAAAGAUUUAUGCUUCGACUCUGUAUAAGCGCUGGUUUCUUGAGGAUACAACCUAUAAUCAACCCAAUAUUCUGGCUAUAAUUAUUCUUGAUGGUUUGGUGAACGACGUCCGGAAACUACCUUACGUUAAAAUUUACACUGGUGACUUUCGCCUGCUUUCUUCAAUGUUCAAUAUCCAGUCAGAAUGUGUCAACAAUAUCCUUCAAGGCUGGCCGUUGCAUAUGGUAAUCGCUGAUCUAAUCGAGCAACUUGGUCAUUCACUACGCGAAUUCUGCCUUCUUAAUGGCGAUAUCCGGUUACAUAUCGUGCCCUCCUGGGCUAUUCAGAUAUUUAUCUUGUGCAUUGUCGUGUCUUUUUUAGCAAUUUUCGUGGAAUGGUACAUUGUAAGGCGGAAAAUACCUUACAAACGUAGUGUCACCGACAUCCGGUUACAGGCUGACGAUUUGGAUAAAACAUAA